Molecule: messenger RNA, 1672 nt
Organism: Owenia fusiformis
Lineage: Eukaryota; Metazoa; Annelida; Polychaeta; Sabellida; Oweniidae
Source: the annotation of a GenBank genome assembly
AUGACAGACAGAGCGGAUCAAAGCUUUGAUUUUCGAGCUCUUUAUUCACGGGUAUUCUAUAACACAACCAGUCACUAUAGCAGUGAUAUUGGACAAUACAGUAAUAAAAGUCAUGGACAUCAAAUUUGGGAUUACGAAGUGCUGCUUCGGGCAAACUAUAACGACAGCCUGAUUAGCAAUGGCACAAACGAAACUGGAAUCUGGGAUGCUGAGAUGCCAAACGUCGAUGAGUUUCGGCCAAUGUUCACUGCAAUUUAUAUUAUAGUAUUUCUGUGCUCACUUUUUGGGAACCUUAUUGUGCUCAUAGUAAUCGCUCGGAACUACAAAGCUAGGGCUGUAGCGAAUCUAUUCCUGGCCAACUUGGCUGUUGCCGACUUGUUCCAAAGCAUUGGGUGCAUCAUCCCUACCCUUGUCGUGUAUGUCGUAGCAAACUAUUGGGUGUUUGGAGAGGUGUUGUGUCGAUGUCUGUCUUUCCUGCAGUUGUUUGGUCAUACAAGCUCAAUCAGCCUACUCACCGGCAUAUCAAUCGAACGAUACUACGUCAUCGUUUACCCGAUCAGAAGUCGAUUUUUCAACAAACGCCGUAUAAAGGUCAUACUCGUUAUCAUCUGGAUCUUAUCUUGUGCCUACAGUUUACCCUGGAUCUUUUUCUCCGAGUUUACCCUCAGUCCGGAUGGGAAGUCAUAUUGCAUCUACGCACAGGGAACAUACAAGCUGAUCAAAAUAUACGAUACGGUUACAUUUGUAAUAUUUUACUGUUUACCCCUUAUGGUACUUGCAUUCAUGUAUCCAUGCAUGGCUAGAAAACUCUACAGCCAUCCUACUCUACAAGCAGAUUCGAAUGGCGAAGAUACUAGAUCAAGUAUUCUUAAUACAGUUCUCCGAUGCUGUGGCCGACGAAUGUCUUCAUCCGAGAAAAAAUGGACAAUUACGAUGCCAUGUAGACGCUCUACGGCCACAUCAACGUCCUUCAGCUCAUUAGAAGCCAGGUUAUCUGUAGAACAAAUGGAUUCGGCAAUGACGAUACCACGCUCGGUGACUGCAUCAACAAUGUGCAACACAGCGGAUUCAAGACUCCCAGAGGCCUUAGAUGAAUCUGGUUUACUGCCUACAGAUUCCAAGUCCCAGCAACCCCAAACAGACGACAGGAGUACAAUUCCCAUGAAGAACAGAGUCGAAAGGAAUCCGAGAAAGAAUGAGAAGUCCACUUUGAGGACUGAUGUUGAACAAGAUACGAGUUUUUCCACUCCUAAGCUUGACAUAGUUCACAGCAAAAGUCGGGAUACAGACAGAUGCACUGCGUUGGCAAGACGAGGAUCAUUGACACACCAUAGCGAUGCGAUCCGACCUACUGAGCUAAAUUUUGAUCGUACCUCGCAAAAUACCUGUCACCACCACGAACUACCAGAUACUAUAGCUGUGCACCCGCCAGUCGCAACCAAAAAGUCCGUUUCAAGCCAGGAUUCGAACUCCUCGUUAUUAAGUAGAAAAUCGAUGCGAAAAGGGAUGCGUGUCGGAAAGGGAAUGGACACCCCUUUGUUGACUCCGCAAUCUGCCCAGGCAACGCAUAUUCAACCGGAUAAUCAUGCUGGGCGCAAAGGAGACUCCACGAUACACGGUCGUAUUUUGAAGAUGAAAAGAAAGGUGAUUCGUCUCCUCAUGGCGAUUGUAG